AUGGAUGGAUGGGCAAGAAAGAGAGAGAAAGCCGCGUUCGUCAGUGUGUCUAUCAGAUCCAAUCACGAUGAUGAUGCUGUGCUCCCACCGCACUGCACUCGUCCCAGAGAAGAAAUUAAAGAGCCCUUGUCAAACCAAACCAGAAAGGCAGAAAUGGGGAAAACCCCAGCCAACAGCCCGCCAACAGCCCGAAAGGAACUGCAACCGCAGCCGGGCUUGCAGCCUCAGUCGGGCCCCCUUGCGUCUGAGGCCUUUUUGGAUCGGCGGCGGACCGGCGGUUUAUGGACACAGCGGGCUCAGCAGCUUCGCAAUCCUGGCAAGCCUGGCAUCUGGCCGCUCCUCGAACAAGCAGCGCUGCUCCAAACGCUUCAGCUCGGCCGACUAGCGACCACGGACGGGCAGCGAGAGGCGCCAUUUGCAUCGUCUCUGGCGUCUCUGAUGCCGCCGCCUGCGUCCCGAUACUCUGGGCUCCCGGCCGUCGCCGCCAUCGACGCUCAUCAUCGUACUCUCUUGUACAAGCUCCUUCGUCACUCUCACCCCCGUGCCCGCUCUUUCGCUCCUGCCCCCUCGGAGACGCUCCUGGGGGCCUUUGAUCCAGUGGAAACACGUCCAGCGUGUCUGUGUCUGUCUUUGGCUGGUCCUCGAGCCUUGACGUGUGCAACACACCCUCCUGCGUUACAUGUACGAGUACGAUACGCUGCCGCAGCCAUGGAGACGGCCGUUGUGAGCUUACGCUCUCCUGACAUUUCCGCACGGGCCCCAUCCAGAGCAAAGCGAAAGUGGGCAGACGACGGCGACACGGCCUCCAAUGGUACGACCUCAGCUGUCCGGCCCCGAGCCCGAGCCAAACUCAAUGAGCCCAAAGGAGGCAUUCGGUUGGCAGGUCCAUCUCGCACGGAUGCGGUAUAUGCGCCAUCAUCAACAGGCUCUGCUUGUGCAGCCACCAAAACACAACAACCUGGAGUGGUGGCGGGCCUAUCAAGCCCCGGGCGAGUACUGGUACAUGGCGAGCCCGUAGCCAUCCCGCAACCUCAACCCCAGGCCUAUCCAGAUUCUCAGCUGCAUAGCAGCACUCUGUCAGGCCACUCUUCCCUCGCCAAAGAUUGCUAUGCCGGGACUAUUUCUCGCCAGGACAGCGAUGCCAUGUCGAUCGCUUAUACCACUGAACCUACGGCAUACAGUCACUACUCCACCACGUCUGCGACUUCUAGCCCACAUUUCCAGCAAAACCAUUGGCCUGUUCAAGGCCAGCAUGGCGAUGCCCUCGGCCAGUCUCAGAAUCGUCAAGUACCAUUGAGUUUGCCUCCCCAGUCUGUGUCACUGCAAUCGACUCAAGCCAAUGGCGCAGUGUAUCGGGGGCACCCAGUCUCACCGCAGCAACCGGGCCAGUCAAGCCAAGAUAUCGGUACCAACCUCGCAGCGCCCUAUCCAACUGGGCAUUCAUUUCCGCCAGCCUUUCCGAAUCAUUCUGUUGUUGUCCAAUAUAAUUUCCAGUAUCCGCCAUAUCCUCUUCCUCCCCAUUACUUUCAACAGUGCGUACCACACCAAGCAACUGGGCAACUUCCCAUCCAGGCGCCACAAGGAUAUCCCUACCACGGCCCGCAGUAUAAUACGUCGCACAUCUCAGCGGAUACCAAACAACUUGGGCCUUCCCUUUUGACGCCUGUGCAAUCAGUGGUUGAAAGAUCCCAAUUGCCCGAGAAUCAUCAACAGGCUUACCCGUUACAGCAGCCUAGUCGUCAAUACUCCAUUAUUGCUACAAUGGACAGCACCAUGUAUCCUGGGCCUGAAGCUGAGGCAAGCGAAGUUAUUCACGUCCAAGAUGACGUCUCGUAUGAGCAUCACACGCACAUGACCGAAGCCGCUGAGUGGCAAAACCCAGUGAAUUACAUCACUGGCGAGACUCAUGAAACUGGCGAAUUUGGUGAUGACAACUCUGAUGCUUCUGGAAUUUCUGAUACCAUGGAUAUCCAAUGCGAUGUGCAUGAUGACAGCGAAGUACAAGAUGACUCGCUGGGAACAGGUGAGAGACCGCAGGAGCUGGCGCCAUCUAUAUCUAUGAAAGAGGAGGAUGCUGCAUCGUCUUCGAUUUCAAAACCGAAGCGAGGUCAACUGAGCCCUACUCAUCGAAAGCAAACUGCAGAGACGAGAAAGAUUAAGGCGUGUACACGAUGCCGAAUGCAAAAGAUGCGGUGUCAAGUGGACACGAAUGACCCAUCGGGAGACUGUGUAGGAUGCAAGACCUUUUCAAAGACGUCGAAGAAGACCAUCCACCGAAUGCCGUGCUAUCGCGGAAAGAUUACAGAUGCAGUCUUGUUCCGUGCCGGAGGGCUCGAGCUUACUAAACGCUGGAAAGGCACAGAGAUGAAGGAUGUUGGAGACCGAGUCAACCCGAAGGACGUCCGCACCGUUCUCUUUACUCUGGGCAUAUGCAAAGAGGAGGUCAAGAUUGAAGUAGUCCAUUUCAGGCCGCAGUCUGGGGACGUGACUGCGAGGUUCUGGAUGGAUGGUGAGCAGGGGGUGCGAAAGAAGAAGGAUCUAGCGCACUAUUGCCUGGCUAACAUUCAGAAAACGGCAUCGUAUUUUGAAGACUACAUCAGGAGGAAUGCAGUGGAAGUUAUAUUCAAUGAGAGGGCAGGUGGGAGUGACGGGGCUGGAGACAUUCUCGAGUCGACGUACGCUUAUGCAGUUCGUCGUUUCCAACUUCUCCGAAGAAAACCGGCACUUCCUGGCAAGGAGGAGAGAGAACUCAAUCUCUUGGGCAACUUGUUCAUCCUUUGGUUUGCCAUGCGCCACUCGACUGGGUCUUCAUGGAUCCAGGGCAAGGAACUGUUGGGGAUGAAACCCGAAAUAAGGGACGAGACAUACCCGCUGUUUAAAAGAGUUUCGGUACCACGCAUGAUCCUUGCGCAGUUUGACAGUAUCAACUACACCCGAAUUCUCACCAAAUACGGAAAGUUUGUCCUCACUGAGCUCGAGUCUCUCAUGUCGCGAAACCAGCCAGAAUAUUUCUUUUUGGUUUAUGUCUGCCUGUUUGUCCUUUUGCGAGAGGCGAGCUGGACAAGCGCAGACCGCUACCGCCACGCACGGAAUAACCACGGCCAGAGUCAUUGGCACUAUUAUAAUGCCAAGUCGUGGCCCAAGCCCAAUGAAGCGGCUGAUAGGUUCAAUACUCAUCUGGCCCACAUUGAAGCGGCAGAAUAUAACCUUAUGAUGAAAGCGCUUACCGAUCCUGCAGUGCAGCAACAACUGGAUAUUUGGAGACAUUACAAAGCAGAUAAUGGCCAAAUGAAACAACCUGCUCCAAGCAAUGUUGGAGGGAGGCCGUACGAGGGGCGCCAGGUCUUUUACGACUGGGAUCACCCCUUCUAUUGGGUUUCACAGUUAUUUGAAGAGAAUUGGCAGCCACAUGCCACUUACCGGGCAGAAUCCGUAGAUCCGCUAGCCAGCUGUGGGAUUCUGGACUGGGUAUGGACGUUUGAUAUUCUGUGGGUUAAGAUUGAACACGACCCAAUUGAGGCCAGUUGGCAAAGAUUGAUUUGCCUUUGA
Molecule: messenger RNA, 3549 nt
Organism: Trichoderma harzianum CBS 226.95
Lineage: Eukaryota; Fungi; Ascomycota; Sordariomycetes; Hypocreales; Hypocreaceae
Exons: 12
Coding region: 1-3549 (1182 amino acids)
Source: RefSeq, a predicted model, not a curated record